GCGGCGCCCUAGACCGCGCGGCCGGCACCGUCAGCAUCGUCAGUGCCCUCAGCGCCCUCAGCGCCGUCAGUGCCCGCUGUCACCGCCACCGCGGUCACCUCUGUCACCGCCGUCUGUGCCACCUCUGUCACCGCCACCAUGCAUUCUGACGAUGUUGUCUGGAGCAUGCUGGGGAACAGGCAGUUCUGCUCCUACAAGAUGACCACCAAAACACAGAAUUUCUGCAGGAACGAGUACAACCUGACGGGGCUGUGCAACCGCUCCUCCUGCCCGCUGGCCAACAGCCAGUACGCCACGGUCCGGGAGGAGAAAGGUCGCUGUUACCUCUACAUGAAGACCAUCGAGCGGGCGGCGUUUCCCCGGCGCCUCUGGGAGCGGGUGCUGCUGAGCAAGAACUACGAGAAGGCUCUGGAGGAGAUCGAUGAGAACCUCAUCUACUGGCCCCGCUUCAUCCGGCACAAGUGCAAGCAGAGGUUCACCAAGAUCACGCAGUACCUGAUCCGCAUCCGCAAGCUGACCCUCAAGAGACAGAGGAAGCUCGUCCCGCUGCGCAGGAAGAUCGAGCGGCGCGAGAACAGGCGGGAGGAGAAAGCCCUGAUCGCUGCCCAGCUGGACAACGCCAUCGAGAAGGAGCUGCUGGAAAGGCUGAAGCAGGACACGUAUGGAGACAUCUACAACUUCCCCAUCCACGCCUUUGACAAGGCCCUGCAGCAGCAAGAUGCGGAGAGCGAGAGCGAGUCGGAUGCUGAGAGGGAAGAAGAUGAGGAUGAUGAUGAUGAGGACGUGGAUAAGAGGGAGUUUGUGGAGGCAGAGGACAGCGAGCUCAGCGACUUUGAGGACAUGGAUAAGCUGGAGACAAGCAGUGAAGAGGAGCAGGAAGAGGAGGAAGAAGUAGAGGAGAAAGCCUCCCACUCCAAAUCCAAAGGGAAAACGCCCCUGAAGGGCCCAGCCAGGAGAAAACGUCCCCACAUUGAGAUCGAGUACGAGGAGGAGACAGAGCCCAGCACCAAGACAAAAGCAGCCUGAGCCCUCCCGAUGCCAUUUUGUACUGACUGAACUCCAGAUGUGCCACCAGAGGGUGACUCCAGCAUCUGUCACCCACCUCCACCCCUGACAGGACCCUGGUUUGAUACUCCAUGCGUGUUCUGGGGUUUGUGUCCCGAGCCCAGGCAGUUGCAGUGAGUUUGUGCAACGCUCAAAGGAACAUCUCCCACCUCCUCUGCAAGCCCAGGAAGGGCCCUGGCCUGGGGGCUCUGCUGCUCCCUGAAAGCUCAGCUGUGUCUGGAGGGGAUGUGGGGCUCAGAGGUGGGACAAGAACGGCAGAACUUGAAAUAAACACAACAUUUUUAUUGUACAAAA
Messenger RNA from Melospiza melodia melodia, 1359 nucleotides. It is a transcript of the gene MAK16, whose product is annotated as MAK16 homolog. Bases 139 to 1026 code for a protein of 295 amino acids. The transcript is spliced from 10 exons. The record is from RefSeq and is a predicted model, not a curated record. Gene Ontology annotation, cellular component: preribosome, large subunit precursor; nucleolus. Gene Ontology annotation, biological process: maturation of 5.8S rRNA; maturation of LSU-rRNA. NCBI's taxonomy places the organism in Eukaryota, Metazoa, Chordata, Aves, Passeriformes, Passerellidae.